AUGUUAGCUCCGGGGUCGGGUAAUGUGAGUCUGCGGACUGUCAGCUCAAGUAGACCGCAGAUGAUACAUACCGAGGACCAACAGUCCGUUGCCGCUUCAGAUGACUAUUACUCCUUCUCAAGCCAGAGCUCCAGCGCAAGGUCUCGCAUGAGUGGCAGUCGAGUCAAUGUCGUGCGCUAUGCAACUCCCAAUUCGCGACCUGCAUCCCGUACUCCUUCCCCUAGCAUAUCAAGAACGCAUCUCGCCCCGCCGGUGGCUGGCACGCGAUCGCAACCCUCCGUGGAAUCCUCGAGCGACAAUAGAAACUUCACUACACCCGCGUCCCAUACCAUACGCUCCGUUGAGGAUAGAGAAGUCCACCUAAGCCCCAUGUCCAAUACAACAUCCAGUCAGGCGCCCGCUGACAGCUACGCGGGACGCCCACCAACACCCGGAAUGGACGACUCACCGUAUAUCCAUUUCGCCAUUAGCCAGCUCACGCGUGAUGAAGAAGUCGCGGGUCCCAGGAGGAGGAGUUCGAUUGUGAGCCAUGACUCUCCCGCCGAGCCGCUGCUCUGGGAUGAUGGCCUAGGCUGCUUCAUCCGCUCGCAUUGUCCUUCCUCGACUGCGGAAAUCAGACAUCAGCAAGCAUCUCCUGUCUCCGCAAGGAGAUCACCCCGAAAGUCGGUGGACCCGGAAUCAUUCAUACCAGUGGAACCCCCCGAAGAUAGUCUACUUUAUCCGGCAUUAGAUUAUGUGCCUCCUGUACUGCGCACAUGGGCGUUGGCCGCACUUACGACCUGCUGCUUGCUCAUGAUAGCAGGAAUUAUCUUUUGCAAUAUCUGGUCCACGAGGCAACAAGGACUUUGGGGCUAUGAGCAGCAAACUGGUUCCCAUUACUUUGUGAUGCAGUUCUUACCCCAGAUUCUAGGAAUAGCCAUCACCGGUUGGACAUUCGUUGUCCAAGCCGCCGUAUACCGUGUCAUGCCAUUUGCUAUCAUGGCAUCAGAACGACCAUUCGAUCGAGUUCUGCAAAGCCUGCCGGUUCUGUCACGCAAUUUCAUUGUGCCUGAUUUCUCUCACUUUCGACAUGGCGAAGCGCUUGUCGGUUUCUCUUUACUUUCAAUGUGGAUCUCAAAUCUCAUCGCAUUGCCGCUCCUCAGUUGUCUGUUCCAGGCCAAGUGGUAUGUGGUUGAUAACCAAGGCACGUGGCGAUGGGCUUCAGUCCAGGCUGUUGGGUGGACCCUAGUGGCUAUCUACAGUUUGAUGACUAUUGGACUGAUCCUGCUUAUGCUUCGCUUUGUGCGCACAUGGUCAGGUUUGAUGUGGGACCCUGUUAGCCUGGCCGAUUUGAUUUCAGUUAUCCAACGGUCAAACAUUCUACACGAUUUUGAACAGUCCGAAACAUUACCGCACGUCGGGGAGUCACUCGAUCCUCGAAUUCUCCGGCUGGGAUACUGGCAGUUGUCGAAUCGAGGAGAGACCUUCUAUGGGAUUGGUGAGGCUGAUGCUCCAAUCCGAACGCCGUCCCUACAUCACCUGGAAAAGAAUCUUCAAAUGCAGUCGCACGGUCUGUCCAAGGUCUCGUUUGACCAUGAACGCCAGGGUAUGGCAGAAAAGGGCGAAUACUGUGAGCAUCUGUACGCCCCUUCUGUUCGUUACCGAUGGGUUCCAUGGUUCCUGAAGGAUUCAUCAGUGAUUGCUUGGACGGUGAUCAUCUGUGCCCUGUUCAUUGCAUUCGUGCUGGUCAGCUUUAUCCAUGACGCUAUCCGAGGAGGCUUCCCCCCACGACUGCCAACUUUGCCUUCUACAGGCGCCUUUUCGUCAUCCAACUUCUGCUACAGCUUUGUUCCAGCUCUCAUUGGAAAUGUCUUUUUUCUCGCAUGGCAGCCGAUUGACGUCUUCUUCCGCGCCUCGCAGCCGUUUGCUUCUUUGUCAUCGUCGAAAGGUGCGCGCGCAGAGGAGAGUCUGUUACUGGCAUAUCCGUCUUGCCUUCCUUUCCAGGUGACUGCACUAGCGGUCAUCAACAAACAUUACAAAGUUGCAUGGAUUUCAUUCAUGAGCGUUGCAUCUGCCGUCAUUCCUAUACUCGCCGGAGGGGUGUUCAUUGCGCUUAAUUAUCCGGCCGAGCAUGCAGUGAAGAUUGCAGCCUCGAUGCCUGCUUUCUAUGCCCUGGUGGCUUUCUGUGCGCUUUAUACCGUUUCCUUCUUGUGUAUCUGGCCCCGCCGCCAACGCUACCUCCCUCAUGAUAUCAGCACGCUGGCCGAUCUGAUGAGCUUUCUCUACCAGAGCCCCCUCCUUGCGGACAAGAUAUUGCGCGAGCCUAGAAGCAAAGUAGAUCUUGUCACUCGACUGGUUGUCGCACCUCCUGGGGACAGAGAGCAUUCGGUGUACGGAUUUGGAAUAUAUACCUGCAAUAUACCUAAGAGUGUCCAUCUGCCUCUGGAAGACACGGUGACAUCUUUGUUUUUCAGUUCUUAUCUCUAUUCGCCCAAGGACCCAUUGAUAAGAGAAGGUUUCAUGGAGAUGGUGCCUCAGGCCUACUCAAACGCCCAGCCUGGCUCGCACUUAAAACUCAUCACUUUGGCGGUUUCUUUCUUCUCGGUGUCGGCAUGGACAGGCAACCGGUCAUACCUCCGAGCUGCCGAGCAGCUGUGUCUUCAAGCAAUAUCGAAGACCAGAGAAGCGAUUCAAGGUGGCAUUGACCAAAACCAAGAUGAGAUCCUGAUGACUGUUCUUCUGCUGUCCAUUUAUGAGGAAUUCUCGGCUUUGAAGGAGCGGAGGCCUCCAGGGAAGACACAUUUACGUGGCGCAAUUGCCUUGGUAAACAGUCGAAGUCCCGAUCAGCGGGAGACGGACAUUGCGAUAACGUUGGAAAACGCAGUACAUGCACAACUUAUCAAAACUUCCAAAGGGUUAGCGUACCCUGUUAUGCAGACACCCAAGGUUUGGCCACCCGCCCCGGUUGCGCCUGAAUCGGCUUCCACACAACUCUUGAUGGCGACAUCUGAGUUGGUCAGCCUUCGACAAGCAUGGGACAAGCUUGUCUUAGACGUCCGAGCCGAUAAUGUCACGGAGAUCGAGGCGAUCCUCGCGCGGGCAAUGCAUCUUGACACCAGACUCGUAGCUUGGACACAUGCCCUCCCCCUCCACUGGCAUCCUGUCCCUGCAACAAUGAUCUGCGAAUCCAUCCGCAAGGCAGGCAUGUACAAGAAUCGAUGCGACUGUUACUCGGACAUCUGGAUUGCCAGCACGUGGAAUUUCUAUCGCGACUCACGCAUCGUCAUCCAGAACAUCAUUCUCGGCUGUCUGCGCAUGCUUCCGCCUCCCCUCCGCACAGACAAUAUUCAGUGUGCCCUAGACAUUAUCCAAGAUCUCGCAACGGGAAUCUGUGCCACCAUUCCUUACUUUCUCGGAAGCCAGUCGAUGCCGGCCAGGAUGGGCAUGGAGAAGAUCGACUAUCCUGAGGCCGAUGGCCGCCGGGUCACUGCGGCUCAUCGACAAACCUCCCCACUUCUUGGGGGAUGGCUCGCAUCGACUAAUUUACUGAACAUGGCUAUGCUUCCUCUAACUGAUGAGCUACAUGCAUGGAUCUUGGAGCAAAAGCAACGUGCGCAAAACAUCAGAACGCCCCAGUUGAAACUUCAAAUACAACCUCUAACAACCCACCACAACCUCACCCGCCGAAUCCAACCUCCCUACCCCCUCCAAAAAGCCCAACUCAACCCUUCAAAAAUGGGCCUCCUCCGCUACUUCAUCCCAGACCAACAACAACCCUCCACCAACUCCGCAACCCCCUCAGAACAAACAACAACAAAGGAACCCACAUCAACCUCAACAGACCCCUCAAAUUCCCGCCCACAAACCACAGAGUUCGACCCCCCACUCCCCAAACUCUGGACCCCGCAAACAAACCUCAAGCUGCUGGUCGGCGGGCUCGCCUUCUUCACGCUGAGCGUGCUGACAACGCGGCGGGCGAUCCGGAAGCGCGCGCUGGCGUCGAUCCCGCCGUUCUACACCAGUGCGCCCUACCACAAGCCGGCCGUCAGCGGCGGCGUCGAGGCCUUCGAGGCCCUCAACCUCGCCACGCUGAACGUCCUCUCCUUCGCCAUGAUGAGCACCGGCGGCGUGCUGUACGCCAUGGACAUCAACGGCGUGGAUGACAUGCGGCGGUACGUGCGGCGGGCGGCGCUCUCGGAGGAGGACGCGGCCAAGGGGCUCGUCGAGGGGGACCGCGAGAUGGAGCGCGAGGUCGAGGAGUGGGCUGCCCGCGUCCUGGGUGAGAAGUUCGGGAAGGAGUUGAAGGUGCAGCGCGAGAAGGAACUUGCUGAGAACGCGAAGCGGGAUGGGGAGGGGAAUUGA
This is a messenger RNA of Aspergillus homomorphus CBS 101889, 4341 nucleotides long. Its product is annotated as DUF3433 domain-containing protein. The coding region runs from base 1 to 4341 and encodes 1446 amino acids. The record is from RefSeq and is a predicted model, not a curated record. The transcript is spliced from 6 exons. Lineage: Eukaryota; Fungi; Ascomycota; Eurotiomycetes; Eurotiales; Aspergillaceae.